Messenger RNA from Fusarium sp. VM40, 873 nucleotides. The record is from the annotation of a GenBank genome assembly. Lineage: Eukaryota; Fungi; Ascomycota; Sordariomycetes; Hypocreales; Nectriaceae.
AUGCCUGUUCUCUUUACUCGAAACGAUGCUCUCGACGUUAACCCACAAAGUGGUGACGCUCGUCUCUCUGAGGCUGGCUCAGACUGGCUCUGGGCUGUGACGGCAAUCUACCUCGUGAGCUUCCUCGCAUACUUCGCCCUCAGCUUCAAGCCUCGCAACAAUGAGAGGAUCUUCCACUACCUCUUUACCAUUGCACUCUUCAUCGGAACAAUCGCCUACUUCUCCAUGGCUUCUGGAAUUGCCUACUCGGUCAUCCCCACGCAGCUCAACCUCGGCCGUGCCCUAUCGUAUCAGAUCUACUUUGCAAAGUACAUCAACUGGGUUGUUGCGUUCCCUAUUGUUCUUCUUGCUCUGGGACUCAUGAGUGGUGUGAGCUGGGCAACCAUUCUGUUCAACAUCUUUCUCGCCUGGAUCUGGAUCAUCGCUUACCUCUGCUCCGCAUAUACCACAACCUCGUACAAAUGGGGCUUCUACGCCUUCGGCACCUUCGCCUGGCUGAUGCUCGCCUACCAGACUCUUCACCCGGGCCGCACCUCAGCCGCCCGCCUGGGCCUUUCUCGGGACUACCUCAUUCUGGCCGGCUGGCUCAACCUGCUGUGGUUCCUGUACCCGAUCGCCUUUGGCCUCUCUGACGGCGGCAACAAGAUCGGUGUCACGCAGAGCCUCGUCUUCUUCGGCGUCCUCGACUUGCUCAUGGUCCCCGGUCUUGCCUUUGCUUUUAUGUUCCUGUCCAAGAGAUGGGACUACGGUGCUCUCAACUUGUACUUCACUCAGUACGGCCGUGUCAAUUCUGGAAACGCUGUCUUCCCUGAGAAGCGGGCUCCUGCGGCUGCAACUGCACAGCCUGCUGCUGCUGCUACCACUGCUGUCUAA